This is a messenger RNA of Geodia barretti, 435 nucleotides long. The record is from the annotation of a GenBank genome assembly. Lineage: Eukaryota; Metazoa; Porifera; Demospongiae; Tetractinellida; Geodiidae.
UGUGCGCGCCAUUCGACGGAUCAUCCCCCAUCGCUAUCCGAAAUCCUGCUGGUUGACCGGAUCAUCGAACUGGAGCCGGGCAAGCGCGCGGUGGGCCUCAAGAACGUGACGACCAACGAGUGGUUCUUCGAAGGUCACUUCCCCGACAACCCAAUCAUGCCCGGCGUGCUGAUCAUCGAGGCGCUGGCUCAGACCGCCGCAGUCGCCGCAUUGUCGGCGGACGAGUUCAAGGGAAAGCUCGGGCUGUUCGCGGGCAUCGACGGCGUGCGCUUCCGACGCCAGGUCGUACCCGGCGAUCAGCUGCGCCUCGAAGUGGAAAUGGAUCGUCUGCGCCGGGGCAUCGGACGCGCCAGCGCGAAAGCGACGGUCGAGGGAGAGACGGCGGCGGAGGGUCGGUUGACAUUCGCGCUGGUUGAUCCGCCCACUGACAUGUGA